AUUUGCUAUUUUACUCAUGACAGAGAUUGGGCAACAAACACAUCUGUUUAUGUGUUUCACGCAUCUGACUUGACAAAGAAAGACAUGCCUCCAGCAAGGCAUGACCGUGCUUGGGUCUACCAUAACGCAGAAGCGCCUAAAAACGACCAGGCGGAUUUGAUCAACCAAAUGCAAUACAGUAUGACUUAUCGCUUAGACUCUGAUUUUCCUUGGGGAUAUCUCGAGCAGAAACAGCUGCUGCCGUCCAUGACAACGCCCAUAGUCGCUGCUAAACCAAAAAGAAGGGCUUCAGUAGCAUGGAUUGUCUCCAACUGCAAAGCGUCAAACUAUCGACAUCAUUUUGUUCGAAAACUAGCACAGUACAUCGAUAUUGAUAUUUAUGGCCAUUGCAUGAACAACCAGCCAUUUCCUGACGAUACAAGCACUGUGGAGGAAAAUUUGCAAUGGUAA
Molecule: messenger RNA, 450 nt
Organism: Gilbertella persicaria
Lineage: Eukaryota; Fungi; Mucoromycota; Mucoromycetes; Mucorales; Choanephoraceae
Exons: 1
Cellular component (GO): membrane
Molecular function (GO): alpha-(1->3)-fucosyltransferase activity
Source: RefSeq, a predicted model, not a curated record